AUGAGCUCGUCGAGGCUCAACUUAGACUUCGCCACCUCGUAUCACUGUAUCAGUGAUCGCGCGACAGCCUGUUCUACGCCGGCCUUCCCGCAGGACACCAGCUGCAUAACUCCCGCCCCGCUCCCCUUCCUUCCUCACCUACGACGGUCUUCGUCCUCCUCUGGCACCAACCCCCCUUUCGACGCCUCGUCGCUUCUCACUCGAUCUUCUUCGCGUCUCAAACCUGGCUCGUGGAACCCCGCAGCUGCCUUCGCCGCGAUGAGCAACAAGUCGACGAAGCCGAGUGCGGCGCGCGCCUCCUGGCGCGAUGUCGUGGCGAAUGAGCGGGUUGCCGCCGCUCUGGAUGAGGUGCGGGAGACUGCGCGACCCGCGGGUCGAGCGAAUGCCUGCACUAAGCAAGCGAUCACACGCAUCGAGAGCGCCGAACCGUUCGCGCUGGAGCCCGUCGAGCAGAUGUUCGACGCAGACGUGCGUGCGAAGGCUGCGGAGGAGCGCAUAGGGGAAGCGGAGGAGCCUGCUCGUCAGCCUGAGGACAUCACCCUACAGGUCCAGGAUACCGACCGUCAGCGCAACGACGUCAUCCGUCAUCUUGAAGAGUUCAAGGACCAGCUCAAGAGCCGUUCGUCGAGACCGAGCCUUGCUCUGUCGCUGCAGACGCGGAGGCAUCAUAACCCGGCAGGAAGGCGACGCAGCAACUCGAUCUUGCCGCGGACAACAGCAACGGCUUCUCGUCCACCUCACGCCACUGUUCUGACACGACUACAGGUUGCCCCUCCCAGCAUGCGCCCCACAUGUCGACUCACAGCAGGACGGCAAUUCACGCGACCUGCCUUUCCAGAAGCGCUCAUGGUGGUGCAGCUGCAAUGUAUCACGUAUGUCCUCUACCGAUGCGUGGAGCGACUCUUGCGAUCAAUCUGUGUAUACGAGGAAAUCAUGCCGAUGAUAUUGGAAGCUAACAGGCAGUAUUUCCUCACCUUCGAAGGGAGCACGUACCUUUUGGACGACCUUUCAAGGUCCGCCGAAACCUGCCGAGCGCCUUCAAAGCCACUCAGAAUCCUCUGGCCACCUUCCAAGAUACUCGCGACCUUGCGGGUGCGCCAAAGCUACUUGAAGGACUUGGCCAAAAGCACUGCCCAGAAUCAGGGUAGCAUGCUACCCUCCAUGAUAUCCCGCCCCUCGCCUCGCGCACUGCAGCCAUAUCACCACGGUCCGACCACUGCGGGUCGGCUUGACAUCUCGGACAGCGCGUCUCCGACCAAGACACCCUUGCUUGCGACUUUGCGGGGCGAAUGUCAGGUCCGACGCAACCGCUCCUCAAGAUCAUCAAUCUUUCCCGCCGCUGAGCUCGGCCGCCCACCUGCGUCUCGAGCAGCAGCAACUACGGUCGCCCAUCUCGUGCACUGUGCUACAUCCACUACUACGGGGAGGCACAGUACCCCGAGGGGAGUUGGUAUGGCGGCUGAAGCGAUAGGCGUACCCGCAAGCACGAUGGCGACGCGAGUCAUCGCUUGCGGUGGCAAACUUGCGUAG
This is a messenger RNA of Schizophyllum commune H4-8, 1530 nucleotides long. RefSeq lists its product as uncharacterized. NCBI's taxonomy places the organism in Eukaryota, Fungi, Basidiomycota, Agaricomycetes, Agaricales, Schizophyllaceae. The coding region runs from base 1 to 1530 and encodes 509 amino acids. The record is from RefSeq and is a predicted model, not a curated record. The transcript is spliced from 7 exons.